AAACCCUGAAAAGGAAAACCCACCUUGUAAUGCUCAAGAAUUAGAAGAAUGUGAUGCUUUUCUUGAAGAUGGAGCAAGUUUGUGCAGAUUUGAUGGUGAUACCUUGAAAGUCACUCAUGUAAUUAAUCUUGGAAGUAACCAGUAUCUUUUCUCAGUUGUUGUGAAUCCCAGAGAAAUGCCAUGCUUCUGCCUGAGGCAUGAUGUUGAUGCUCUUCUCUGGCAGCCUCACUCUGACCAACCAGAGAACAUGUGGGAACACAUUGCGACCUUUAAUGCUUUAGGUUAUGUCCAAGCAUCAAAGCAAGACAAGAAGUUCAUGGCUUGUGCUCCAGAUUACUCGUAUGCUGCUCUCUGUGAGUGCUUGCGACGAGUUUUCAUCUACCGUCAGCCGACUCCGCUGGCCACAGUUCUCUACAACAGGAAGGAAGGAAGACAAGUAGGGCAGGUUGCUAAGCAGCUAGUAGCAACCUUGGAAGCCAAUGAUCCUAUCUUAGGCUUUCAAGCUACAAGUGAGAGAUUAUUUGUUCUCACAACAAAAACCUUGUUUUUAAUAAAGGUGAACUCUGGAAAUUAAUUAUUCAGUAUUAUGCUGUAGUUUGUGUUAACAAUUUGUUAUAGAACUGGAUAGGUUCAGUACAUUUUGCUGAAGUUUAAAAUGGGGAUGUUUUACAGGGGAA
Acanthisitta chloris (rifleman) is the source of this 677-nucleotide messenger RNA. Its product is annotated as nudC domain-containing protein 1-like. Bases 176 to 574 code for a protein of 132 amino acids. The record is from RefSeq and is a predicted model, not a curated record. The transcript is spliced from 3 exons. NCBI's taxonomy places the organism in Eukaryota, Metazoa, Chordata, Aves, Passeriformes, Acanthisittidae.